AUGAUUUUCCAUUUAUCCCACUACCAAGACCCGAGCUUGCAUUACUCAUUACUCAGUGCCCAUGGGCAUAAGAAUUGUUCUUCGGAAUUUCAUCACCAUAUUAAAAAAGUUUUGAAGGAGAGGUCUUUCGAAGUGUGUGAGUUUCUCAUUCCAGCACACAUACAUUGUCAUGUACCAGCUGUUUGUAGAGCUCAUCCCAAUGAGAAUUUGUAUCUUCUUUAG
Messenger RNA from Triticum turgidum subsp. durum (durum wheat), 222 nucleotides. The record is from the annotation of a GenBank genome assembly. NCBI's taxonomy places the organism in Eukaryota, Viridiplantae, Streptophyta, Magnoliopsida, Poales, Poaceae.